Molecule: messenger RNA, 2502 nt
Organism: Sinocyclocheilus grahami
Lineage: Eukaryota; Metazoa; Chordata; Actinopteri; Cypriniformes; Cyprinidae
Product: coiled-coil domain-containing protein 150-like
Exons: 17
Coding region: 1-1953 (650 amino acids)
Source: RefSeq, a predicted model, not a curated record
AUGUCCAGGUCAGUGAUCUGUUCCCUGAGUGUAGGGGCCACGGCUCCGGAGUCUCUCUCCGUCUUACAGCGGCGUCUUCAGACAGCGGAGCAGCAGACAGAGGAGUUAGUGAGGAGUCUGGGCUCUUUGGGAGCGUCUGCAGAUCAGCUGCUCGUGAACUCUUCAGAUGGGAGCUCCUCUAAACAUCCCAUCAGUCCUGUGAACAUCCACCGCGCCCUGAGUGCCGCAGGAGAGUGUUUGCUGUGGAGACGGAUCUUGAAUCAUGUGGAGGUUCUUCAAGCAGACUGUCACGCCUUACGUACUGACAGACAGGCAAACAGGGCGGAGCUAAAGAAGAGGGAGGAGCAAAUUCUGGGCCUGGAAAGAGAGUGUCGGGAGCUUCGAGACCAAUCCGGAGUGAAGGAGACUCUGAUAUCACAGCUGACCAAAGAGAUCAAGAGUGUGAAGAUGGCUCUGCAGAAACAGCAGCAGGAGAACAGCAGACUCAUCAGGGAUGGACGAGAUCUCAGAGCAGCUGCAGAUCAAGUCCAGGUGUUGAAUGAAGAGUUAGAGGUUCAGUGUUCAGAGCUGAGCACCGCACUUCAUUCAUUAACGCUGGAAAACACUCGACUACAGACAGAACAUCACUGUAAAAUUAAGGCGGAGCGAGAUCGUGUGUUUAAACACCUUCAGGAGCAGGAUCUGCUUUUAGACACAGCCAGAAGGAACAUCCAGGCUGAACUACAGGGCACCAUAUCAGAGAAACUCACCCUGCAGAAAGAGCUGGAGGCACUGAAAGCAGAUCAUGGCAAGCUGCAGCAGAGUUCCACCGUUGCCCUGGAGACAGCUGUCAAUCAUCAGCAGAUGCUGGAACGCACCGUCCAGAGGCUUCAGGGGGAGCUCAGCUGUGCCGUGAAAGAUGAUCAGAUAAAGAGUGAGAUGAACUCUGCAGUCAUUUCGCUGGAAAAGGAGAAGAACAUUCUGGAAACACAGCUGUCAGAGAUCAAGGUGGAGUUGACCAUGGUGAACUCAGCACUGCAGAAACCGAAGAAGGAGAACAAGGAGCUGAUGGAGAGCCUGGCAGCCUUGAAGCAUCAGCAGGUAACUCAUCGUCAGGUAGAACAGAUGCUCUGGGACUUGACAGACAGCAAGAACAAACUGGCCUACGAGAAGGGCAAGAUGCAGACACGAGUGCAGCAGAUGGCUGCUGACCUGAAGACAUUGAAAGCAGAAUGUACUCAAUACUGUCAUAGCAACACUGCACUGCAGAACACUUACACACAGGCGCAGAGGGAAAAUCAGACAUUAAAAGAGCAACUCUUCACACUACAGCAACAGCACAGAGACACGAAUGAAGUAGCUCAAACUCUGGAGAAUGUCCUGUCGUCUCACACUCGUCUGCAGCAGAACACACAAACACUGCAUGCAGAGCUGAGAGAAAGAGCACAGGAGCUACACACACUCAGGAGAGAGAGGUGUUCUCAGUCUUUGCUGCAGCUGCACUCUGAGAUGCUUUCUCUCCAGUCUGAGCUGCAGUGUCUGUCCUCCACUCAGCAGGGGGAGCUACAGGCCGAAAGAGAUCUCAAUCACACGCUACAGGAGAAAUGCCGGCACCUGGAAGAGAGUUUGAAAUCCCUCUCGUCCCUCUCGUCUCCAGGACGUGAAGUGAGACUCGGGGAAGUUUGUCUGGAGUCACAGCAGAUCACAGAGAACAUGGACGAGGACCACAGAGGGCUCUGCUCUAAAUCUGAGAGCUUUAAUGGCCAGACAGAACCACAGAAACUCACAGAGAGCUUGUGCAGGACGGGGAAAGACACCGCACGGUCCACUCCAGCUCAGACUCGCGUUUGCUUUUUUGACCCUGAACUGGAGCCCUGGGCCUCAGCACUACAGCGCUGGGAGAUGAAGAAAGAGCUGGGACACAUCGCCGGCAUUUACAAACCCACAAGACACGUACGUGCGCUGACCACCUGAUAACAGCCUCCACAGAGAAGUGCAUCACAAACUCAUAGAUCAUGCAUGUAACCGGCUUGAAAAAAUUCAGUUGUCUAUACAGUAGGUGUGUUUGUAUGCAAGUACAUAUCAAGCAUAUUUAAAACAUGUAUUUUAUUGCUUGAAACUAAAAAGUGCACUAGCAAAAAUACAUUGUGUGUGUGUAGAAAGACUGCUCAUGAAAUAAAGAGGAAACAGAGCUGCACUUUAUGACCACGUGCCCUAAUUACUCACAAAUUACUCAUGUUAAACAUGUUUUUUUCCCUGCAGCCCGCAAUAAAGUUAUUCAGUUGCAAUAAAAUAAGGUCAAAGUCUUAUACCUGCAAAAUGAAACUCCAGAAAGUACAAAUAUAACUGCAAGGGAGCUGAGGUCGUUCUGUAAAAAAGGGACAACCUCUAUUAUUUUGUCUGAAUAUUGCGUUAUUGUAUUUAUAUAAUAGUUUUUAUUGGUGUAUCUUUUUUUACUGGUAUAUCUUUUUUUUGUCAUGCCAGUAAAGCUAUUUGAACCUGAAAAGACAAUAAUAUAGCAAU